Messenger RNA from Archocentrus centrarchus (flier cichlid), 2953 nucleotides. It is a transcript of the gene rnf228, whose product is annotated as ring finger protein 228. The transcript has a single exon. The record is from RefSeq and is a predicted model, not a curated record. Gene Ontology annotation, biological process: protein ubiquitination. Lineage: Eukaryota; Metazoa; Chordata; Actinopteri; Cichliformes; Cichlidae. Bases 209 to 979 code for a protein of 256 amino acids. Gene Ontology annotation, molecular function: ubiquitin protein ligase activity.
AAUAUUUAACCGGGAUCCCGACCGUUUGAGUCCGGGCAGCGCUACAUAAAAGACGCAGAGGGGAUUAUGAAAACACAUCAACAGUAACGUCUGCAGGGAUGAUGGCGUUUCAAUGAAAGAGGAGGAGAGGAGGGGGCAGAGGAGGAGAGACGUGCACCGUCAUCAGCAUCUGUCCGCCAGCUCCCUUUGUGUUCACCGGAGAAUGUGAAUGGCGAAAGAUGACAUGGCAGAGGUAGAUUUGGCAUCAAACGGAGCGGAACCCCCUGGCGAGGCCUCCUCGGCGUUUCCCUACGAGGAGUACGAAUGCAAAAUCUGUUACAAUUAUUUCGACCUUGACCGCCGGGCUCCUAAGAUCCUAGAGUGCCUGCACACGUUUUGCGAGGAGUGCCUGAACACGCUUCACCUCCGGGAGGAGCGGCCAUGGCGCAUCAGCUGCCCCGUCUGUCGCCACCGGACCCCGGUUCCGGACUAUCGGAUACAGAACCUUCCCAACAACACAAAGGUGACGGAAGAUUUUCCACUCUACAUCGACUCGGACCCCCUGCCUCAGGACGCUUUGCCACCGUACCCUCCUCCGCUGCACCCAGCUCUCGUCGCCCUCCGCCGGGAAGAGGCGUCGGGGGCGUCCAGCGCCAGUCAGGCUACCCCAUCCACCACCGUGUCCACGGCCACGACCCUCUCCCAGGACUCGGUGCGCUACGACAGCUGUCAAAGCUGCAAGAGAGUGGCGCUGACCACCGGCUGCGUGUGCGUGAUCUUCUCCUUUCUUUCCAUGCUGGUGUUGCUGUUCAUGGGCCUGAUCUUUGUGCACAGUCACAGCAUUCCUCCGUCGCCGGCGGGACCCAUUUGCUUGUCGGUAGCCAGCAUCUUGGCCAUGUUCUCCGUGGUCGUCACAUGGCUCAUCUGCUGGCUCAAAUACAGACCGGACCAUGAGACAGGCCGCGCAUCCGCCACAAGUAACUCCCGGAGAAACGCCUGAUAGGCUGCUGCCUCUGACUAUUGAUGGAGAUGUUGUAGGCUACUGUGGGUGUGUGGUUAUGUACAUAGUACUGGCAACUCCUGCUCCCUUUACUUUUCUAGGAAUAAAUCUUGCCCAGAAUGGCCUUUUAUGAGUAUAGCAAACACCCAAAGGCCUUCAUGUUGUUGGAGCAAUAGGCCGACAUGAUCCGCGUUAUUUUUCCUUAAGUUAUGCACUUGAAUUUGCAGUCUGGGCAUCCUGAUGAGUGAACUUAAGACUUAAACCCUCCGCCAUGGGUCUAGUCUGUAUUUGGUUUGAUGGCUGAAUGUGAAGUGCUUAUUUCCAAGGUUUGAUACCCUCACCACCUUACCCUGCUAAAUAAUAUGCAUCUCCCACUAUGCCAAUCACUGUAUGAUAAUUGUCCACGAUCAUUCACUCAUAUCUCAACAAAGCACUAUUGUAAUGUACUGAUAUUUGGCGAUAUUCACCUCUUGAGUUUUCAGGCUGGUUCUUAUGAAGGGUUGCUGUAUAUGUUUGUGUAACAUGCCAUACAAGUACAGCAGAAGAUGGAUCCACAACCCAAACUUGUAAAUAGUCCACAGGUGCAGAGGUGUAGGAGUGAUCAGCCUUUCUUGAAGGCACUUCUUGAACCUUGUGCUUUAACUUUGCCCUGCAGGGUGGCACUGUAGGAAAAACUGCAAAGCUUGUGAUUUUUGAACCUGUGUUUUGCUACAUUUGUGCAUGUUGGCUAUUAAAAGGUCAAGGCCUUUUUUUUAUCAUUUUGUUUUCUUUUUAAUUGGAAGAGACUGUGCAUCUCCUGACUUGUGUGCCUCACCUUGUUGCUGAAUGAAGCAAAACGUCACUGUAAUAAUAACUGAAAUCGUGCACGGGCCACCCUGCUGCAGACAGCACCCAGCUGUGGGUGCAGGAAGGGAUUUCCCCCCUAUUGUCACAUCAAUGAGAAAACAGGGGUUUCCAAUGUUUAGCACCUUUUUUUUUUUGAUACCUAUGAAAAAUAUCUGGUUUUGAAGGAGAAACCUGCCCGUGUUUGCUAAAGACAUAUGAUCCAGGCUCCACUCCCAGCUGCUUACAUGUCCACUUAUCUUCUUCCUUCAAAGCCAUAUGUGAAAAUCUGGUGAUACAUCUUUAAAUAUAUGAAGUGCAGCUGCUAAAAGGAUACAUUUGGUGUCAUUCUGGUUCCUGUGAGAUUGUCUGGAGUCAUAAUUACAUGUGGACACUUAAAGACCCCCCAUGAGCUGUGUGGCUGAGAUUAGGGAGAGGUAUUCAAGCUAGAAAAGCACUAUGGGCUGAGAGGGUUUGUGCUAUUCCGGUGCCUGCAGUAAACUAAAGCAUAAUAUAAUUUAGAUGAUGUAAUUUAUAGCUCUGAAAGGCAUUGUGGGUCUGCAUGUAAUGCACUUGGAUGAAAGAGGCUGAAACUCACAGGCCCAUCAUGAGUCAGUGGUAAAGCCUGUGAAUGUUAUUGCUUCUAUGACCUAUACAAUUAUUUAUUAUCGGUGCAGUGCACGGCUUUCACACUGGCAAAUGUGGUCCGUUAGACAUGUGAAUUUGAAUACUGUGAUGUCUUCUAACUCCGUGACAGCAUUUAAUAUAGAAUUCAAAUUCAAUCUGGACAACAAAGUGUUUUUUAUAUAAGCACUUAUCACUCUCUCUAUCCCUACCUCACUGCAGGGGAAAACAGCAAGCAAUUUAAUCUGAUUAUUAAGUCCCCCCCCCCUUCUUAAUCUGAUGUCGCUUCAAUCAUCCUGCUCGACCUUCUCCCAACUUGUAUUUGAUGCACUUUCACCCUCUUAUUUGACACAAGUAAAGGGGUAGACCUUUGACAGAUGUACGCAUAUUGUAUUUAUUUCAGAGGAGCUAGAAUUUCUUUUCUUUCUUUUUUGAGAAUCUGUGGUUGUUGUUGAAGUACCAAAUGUAUUUGCACAGAGAAAUGUUCUUUAUGUGCUGUUUUACAUACAUAAACACAUUUCAGUAAUA